Lolium rigidum is the source of this 1004-nucleotide messenger RNA. Its product is annotated as peroxisome biogenesis protein 19-1-like. Gene Ontology annotation, cellular component: peroxisome; peroxisomal membrane. Bases 34 to 795 code for a protein of 253 amino acids. NCBI's taxonomy places the organism in Eukaryota, Viridiplantae, Streptophyta, Magnoliopsida, Poales, Poaceae. The record is from RefSeq and is a predicted model, not a curated record. The transcript has 4 exons. Gene Ontology annotation, biological process: protein import into peroxisome membrane.
UCCACCCACCGCCGCCGGCUCUCCGACCGCUCCAUGGCCUCCUCCUCCUCCUCUACCCCCGGCCCCGCCGCCGGCGACGACCUCGACCAGCUCCUCGACAGCGCCCUCGACGACUUCGCCACCCUCGAUCUCGCCGCCGCCCCCAACAGCGGCGGCGAGGCGUCGGCGUCGUCGUCGACCGGGCCCGCGAGGCCGGUGAGGGGGCUGGGCAUGUCGCUGCCCGACCCCAGGGCCCCGAGGCGGCGCGCCGCGAGGCAGCCCCCGCCCCCGCCCAGGGGCGCGCACGCGUCCGAGGCGCUCGAGAAGCUCACCCAGGAGACGAGGGAGGCCGUGCGCGGGCUCGAGUCCGCCACCGGCGGGAUCGGCGGCCUCGACGACGAGGCCAUGAUGGAGGACUUCGUCAAGCAGUUCCAGGAGUUCGCCGGCGCGCAGGAUAUGGACUCUAUUGUUGAAACAAUGAUGAAGCAGCUUCUGUCCAAGGAGAUUCUUCAUGAGCCCAUGAAGGACAUUGUAGAGAAGUACCCACAGUGGCUGGAAGACAACAAAAGCAAGAUAAGCAAAGAAGACUUUGAGCGUUACAGCAAUCAGCUUGAACUCAUGCUGAAGCUUAAUGAGGUCUAUGAACAUGAGCCCGAGAACAUGUCUAAGAUUUUUGAGAUCAUGCAAAACAUGCAAGAAUGUGGUCAGCCCCCCAGUGAUCUUGUUCAAGAUAUUGUUCCAGAUCUGGAUCUGAGCAAGCUCGGACAACUUUCUCCCGAAAUGCUUGAAUCAGGAGAAAACUGCUGCAUCAUGUGAUGAGCAAACAAUUCCAUACUGGGUGAAAAUUCCAUGAAGUUCGUUACCUGUACCCUCUCCCUCCCCCCUUUAGUUUAAAGUUACUCCUGUUGGAUCAUCUGUAAAGCUCUACAGAUAUAAAAUUAGUUCAGUGUUUUCUGAAUACCUGAUGGAUGUUACGCUUCAGUUGAUGUACAUUGAUAAUGAGAAAAAUAAGUCCAUUUGCCUUA